UCUUGCCCCGAGGCCAUCUCCCGCUCUCUCCUCCUCUUCUUUCAAUAUCACGCUAUGCUCGAGAUAUGCACCCCACAUCAUGACUACGUCGCCAAUGUGCUCACCGCGCUGCUCUGCGUCGGGCUCGCCAUCUCCUAUCUGCCUCAGCACCUGCGAAUCAUCCGGGCAGGCUCUUCAGAAGGCUUCAGCCCAUGGUUCCUCUUGCUUGGGAGCACAUCGUCUGCGUCGGGAAUGCUGAACAUAAUUGUGAUGCAGUGGGGCAUUGUUAGGUGCUGCAGAGUAGUCACAUUCGGGAGUUGCAUCGAAUCAAUAGCUGGGGUUAUCCAGCUCAUGCUGCAAUGGUUCUUCUUCACCGUCAUUCUUGUGCUGUACAUGAUCUACUAUCCGCCGCACCUGAAGUACUCCGAGGUUGACGUCGACCUGCACGACAACCGGCCGCCACAGCACGUCAAGACCUCCGUCAAGACCGACGCAUGGCGGCUCUCCAUCACGCUCUCCUGGGUCGUCUUCCUCCACAUCGCCUUCAUCACCUUCGUGACGUUCCUCCUCCUCUCUGCAGAGACGCCUGACCUUCCGAGCCGCUCGCCGCAGGUUUCUCUGUGGGCGACGUUCCUCGGUGUCGCCUCUGCGCUGCUCGCCGCCCUCCAGUAUGCUCCGCAGCUCAUCCACACCUACCGCCUCAAGUUGGUUGGCGCGCUGAGCAUACCCAUGAUGCUCAUCCAGAGCCCAGGCGCCAUCUUCAUGGUACUCAGCAUCGCCCUUCGCCCCGGUACAAACUGGACAACAUGGCUCCCCUACGCCGUCGCGGGCGCGAUGCAGGGCUCCCUCCUCGUCAUGUGCAUCAUCUGGCGCGCCCGACAGCACCGCCUGCACAUCGACGACUUCGGCCACCCUCUAGACAUACCCGCCUCGUCCGACAGUCAUACCGACGUCUCACGUGGGCCUGAGGAAGGUGUCUCCGUGCAGAUAGCGGUGGAGGACGCCGUCGAGAGCGACGUCAGGGCCGACGCUGACGAGCACCAUGAGGGUGCGAGCGAGGAAACGCCGCUCCUGAAAGGCAAGGAGGCGAGGGGCGUGGUGCGGAGGUGGUUUGGGUGGUGAUGAGCCGUGCGCUUGUCCUCGUACGUCCUGGUUUGCAGUUCGGAACUCCCGGGGUUUCUAUGAUUUCGCUAAUACACUGCGCUACGGUUUCCGGUCUCGACUGCAUGUUAGUGUCAACUGCAUGUUCAUGCGUUUUUCACCAUCCAUUUGUGUCACUCAUC
Molecule: messenger RNA, 1262 nt
Organism: Rhodofomes roseus
Lineage: Eukaryota; Fungi; Basidiomycota; Agaricomycetes; Polyporales; Fomitopsidaceae
Exons: 9
Coding region: 55-1101 (348 amino acids)
Source: RefSeq, a predicted model, not a curated record